UCACAGUCACACACGGCCGCAGACGCAUUCCUGGGUGCAGCGCAGGACGAGGCUAUGGCCGGUGGGCGACGAUCGUCCGUACCAGCUUCUCUGCAGCUGCCAUCGGUCUCUGCUCUUCUGCUUCUCACGAUCUUUAGCUCUAACUGGGGGCAUGCCGUGGCAAAAUUUGAUCCUGCGAACAUGACGGCACUCCAGGAGCAUGUCUCCUUUUUCGACCGCAACAAGGACGGCAUCAUUACUCCUGCGGAAACCUUCGAAGGGUUCGUUGCAAUCGGUUGCGAGAUUGCAUUCUCUACAGCUGCCGCGACGACCAUCCACACUGCUCUUGCUUUUAAAACGACCCCGGCCGGUGCACCACUUCCCUACAUAAACAUAUAUGUAGAGUAUAUCCACAAAGCUAUCCAUGGAGGUGAUACAGGUGUAUAUGAUGCAAAAGGAAGGUUUGUUCCUGAAGAGUUUGAGGGAAUAUUCAAAAAGUAUGCAAAAAUCCGACGAGAUGCGUUGACAUACGCGGAGAUGGAGUUCAUGCUUGCGGACAAUCUAGAUCCACUAGACCCGUCAUCAGUGGCACCCCAGGUAGAAUGGGGUCUAAUAUACACGCUUGCAAGCGAUUGGCUUGGGUUUCUUCACAAGGACAAAAUCAGAGGUAUUUACGAUGGAAGCGUGUUCACCAAGUUGGCGGAGAAGAGGAAGCCUUUUCAAAGUGAUAUGUGAUGGACUCUAGCAAUUAUGCACCUUAUUCGAAGUGCAUUUGAUUGCCCAUAGUGAAAAACUGGUGGCUAGUCUAGUAAUCUAGCUGCCACAUGUAUCUUUCCUGCUUUCAUUUAAAUCUGAAUUCAGUAGAGCUUGAACUCGCGGUUUGUGCGGGUCUUGCGCGUCUGGUCAGAGCUAGAGCGAGAACUCGACCACAUCCUACUAUCCUAGUACACCUCCAAGAUGGAAUCCAUGGGUCUGCAGGAUUACAAUUUACAACUUGAUCGUGGGCACGGUUUGGCUUAGACAAUUUCCCUUUAAGCAAUGAAAAAGGUAGAGAAAAGCUGUACGAUUUGGCAGCACAAAA
Lolium rigidum is the source of this 1060-nucleotide messenger RNA. RefSeq names its product probable peroxygenase 4. Bases 55 to 714 code for a protein of 219 amino acids. The transcript is spliced from 6 exons. Gene Ontology annotation, molecular function: monooxygenase activity; calcium ion binding. The record is from RefSeq and is a predicted model, not a curated record. NCBI's taxonomy places the organism in Eukaryota, Viridiplantae, Streptophyta, Magnoliopsida, Poales, Poaceae.